AUGCUGAAAAAUGGAGCUACGAAUCGACUCACUGGAAGCUAUACGAUAUCAGAGGUAUUAAAUAACGAAUUGCAAAAGGAAUUCGAGCGAGAUGUUUCAGUAUCUAACCAAACAUUACAAGAUGAAAUCAAUAAAAAUGAUUAUAACAAACAAAAACGACCUAUGAAUGGAAAUUUUACAGAUGAAAGAACUUAUAAAGAUAUCAUGAAAGAAAGGGAUUUGGAAAGGGAGGAGAAGAAGGUACAACAUUUUCUUAAGGAAGGAAGUUUGAAUGGGACCAAUUCAGCGAUAGAGAUGAAAAAGAAGAGAAAAUUAAAUGAUGGUAGUGAAGAGGUAACAGGAGCUGAGCUCGAGAAGUCAAGUUUAGUGCAAGAAAUUAAGGAGAAAAACAUUCCUGUGAUAAGUGGUAUACCAUUAACUGAUGAAAUCUUGAGCAAAUUAUUACCAGAGGGGUUUAUUAAAGUAGAGGUACCUCCCGAAUACCAACAAAUCACGCUUGCAUCAAAGCCAGAUAUAUCUUCUUCAACAACCCAGGACAAUUAUUUUCCACCAACAAAUGAGGAGGCAAAAAUUUCUACCUCAUUUUCGGCUAAUGAUAUAACAGCUGAGUAUGGUUUAGAGUACUUUAAGGAGGAAGAUGUGAAAUAUUUUGGAAAUUUACUAAAGAUCAAUAUUGACGACUUAAACGAUGAGGAAAAGAAAGAAGUCCAGUCAAUGAAAUUAAUUUUAAAAGUCAAGAAUGGUACUCAAAUUGUGAGAAAAAAGGCUUUGAGAUCGUUGACAGAUAAUGCAACAAAAUUUGGCCCCAAAAUAAUACUAAGUCAGGUUUUACCAAUAAUACUCGAACCAGCCUUGGGAGAAUUAGAAAAACAUUUAUUAAUAAAACUUGUGGGAAAAAUGAUACAUCAAUUAAACGCUUCGAUACGGCCUUACACCCAAAAAAUAAUACACGUUUUAUCACCGUUUUUAAUUGACGAAGAUAGCACUUUGAGAAAUGAGACAAGAUCAAUACUCACGAACUUGGUAAAAGCUGUGGGGUUUGGUACUAUGAUAUCUACAUUAAGGCCUGAUCUUGAUCAUGUCGAUGAAUAUGUCAGAAAUCUCACGUCCAGAGUGCUAGCUAUAGUUGCUAACACUUUAGGUCUAUCACAAUACCUUCCUUUUGUUAAAGCUGUUGUGAAAUCACGUAAAAACUGGACCGCUAGACACACUGGUAUCAAAUCAGUUCAACAAUUGUGUAUAACAUUAGGAAAAGGAAACGGUUCAGUGAUACUACCUUAUUUAUCCCAAUUAAUUGAAAUUUUGAGUCCAGCCAUUCAUGAUGAGUCACCUCAAGUGAAAGCCAUUACAGCCAAUACUGUUGCACAAUUAGCGGAAAAUGUUGCUCCUUACGGUAUUGAGUCAUUUGAACAAAUAUUGGAACCACUUUGGUUUGAAAUUAGAAGACAGAAGGGUAAAAGUUUAGCAGCAUUUUUAAAAUGUAUUGGAUCAAUAAUCCCUUUAAUGGCUUACAACCUAGACUAUGAAGAAUACACAAAUUAUUAUACGACUGAGGUUAUGCACGUAAUUAUUCGUCAAUUUUCCACACCUGAUGAAGAUAUGAGAAAAACAAUUUUGAAAAUACUAAGUAUAUUACCAUUGUCAGAAAAAUUAGUCCCAGAAUAUCAUGAUAAGUUAGUGAAACCAUUUUUUAAAUCAUUUUGGAAUAGAAGAACGGCAUCCGAUAAUUUACAAAUAGUUAAUCUCGUGGUAGCUGCUACAAAUCAUUUAGCUAUAAGAUUUGAUUUCCUGACUAUUUUAAAUAAUAUAAUAUAUUUCAGCAAAGAUGAUAAUGAACAACUACGAAGAUUAUCAAUUGAAGCAUUAAACGUGACAAUCUCUAAUCAACCAGAUGAGCUAGUUGGAUUCCUGCCACAACGAAUUGAAAGUUUAGUCGAUGGUGUUUUAUUUGCAUUUCAGGAACAAUCGAAUCAGAAUAAAAUUUACUUACGAACAUUUGGAACAAUAGCAAACGCAUUAGGAGUAAGGAUGAAACCUCAUUUAAAUUCAAUCAUUAGCUCCGUCUUGUACAGAGUAAAGAAUAAGUCUCCUGAAGUAAGACAACAAUCAUUUGAUUUAAUUGCAAUAAUAGCACCUGUCAUCAAACUUUGUGCUGAAUCUGAUGAUAAUAUUUUACAAAAGCUUAUAUUAAUAUUAUAUGAAUCAUUAGGUGAAGUUUAUCCAGAUGUGUUAGGGUCAAUAAUUAAUGCGUUAUAUUCAUGUAUUAAUUCACUAGAAAAAUCAAUUUUACUUGAAAUGGAUAAUCCAUCGGUAAAUCAAAUAUUGCCAACGUUAACUCCAAUAUUGAAAAAUAGACAUGAAAAAGUUCAAGAAUCGAGUAUAAAAUUAAUUGGAUUGAUUGCAACCAAAAAUGCUGAAACUAUAAAUGCAAAAGAAUGGAUGAGAAUCUGUUUUGAUUUAUUAGAAAUGCUUAAAUCGAAUAAAAAAAAGAUCAGAGUCGAAGCAAAUGCUACAUUUGGGUACAUAUCAAAAACGAUUGGACCACAAGAUGUCAUUGUCAUGUUGUUGAAUAAUUUGAAAGUACAAGAGAGACAAUUAAGGGUCUGUACGGCAGUUGCAAUGGGAAUUGUCGCAGAGACGUGUCAACCCUUUACGGUUUUACCUGCAAUUAUGAAUGAAUAUAAAACACCCGAAAAGAAUGUUCAAAAUGGUAUUUUAAAAGCUUUGAGUUUCUUGUUUGAAUAUCUUGAUGGUAAUACAACGAAGGAUUAUUUAUUUGCUAUUACUCCACUUUUGGAAGAUGCAUUAAUUGAUAGAGAUUUGGUACAUAGACAAACUGCUUCCACCGUUGUUUUUCAUAUUGCAAUAAAUUGUUAUGGAAUUAUUGAAUCCGAAUAUUAUGAAGUUUUUAUGCAUUUAUUAAAUUUGAUAUUACCUAAUAUUUAUGAAACUUCGCCACAUGUAAUAGCAAGAAUUAUGGAAAGUUUAGAUUCUUUAAGAUUAGUUUUGGGAAAUGGAAUUUUCAUGAAUUACGUCUGGGCUGGUUUAUUUCAUCCUGCUAGAAAAGUUCGUAUACCUUUUUGGAAAGUCUAUAAUAGUGCUUUUGUUCAAUGUAGUGAUGCUUUAGUUCCAUAUUAUCCAAGAAUAGAUCACAUACCUGACGACGAAAAUGUUUCAAGAUAUUAUGUCGAAGAAUUAGAUUUAUGUUUAUAA
Molecule: messenger RNA, 3213 nt
Organism: Lodderomyces pseudojiufengensis
Lineage: Eukaryota; Fungi; Ascomycota; Pichiomycetes; Serinales; Debaryomycetaceae
Product: mRNA-binding U2 snRNP complex subunit
Exons: 1
Coding region: 1-3213 (1070 amino acids)
Biological process (GO): spliceosomal complex assembly
Cellular component (GO): U2-type prespliceosome; catalytic step 2 spliceosome; U2 snRNP
Molecular function (GO): mRNA binding
Source: RefSeq, a predicted model, not a curated record